Polistes dominula (European paper wasp) is the source of this 949-nucleotide messenger RNA. RefSeq lists its product as uncharacterized. The record is from RefSeq and is a predicted model, not a curated record. NCBI's taxonomy places the organism in Eukaryota, Metazoa, Arthropoda, Insecta, Hymenoptera, Vespidae.
CGUAUGAAAGAAAAGCGGAGUAGACCGUUAUUUGGCUGUCACCCAGGAUAGGUAGCAGCGAAAGUUUAUCGAAUCUAUGAUCGAUAUGACAAUGAGGUCCACGAAAACGACAUGUAUUCUUCUUCCUGUAGCGAUGUUCUAUAAAUACUUAUGGGGGUCACAAUAUCGAAUCAAACACAGUUUUUCUUCGGCGUUGGUGACGGUAACUAGGUAUUACCAAUUACUGCCGGAAAUCAUGAAGUUCAUAUAUUAUACCUUGGAAAUAUCAGUGCUCUUAACUGUGGGAAUGGCUAUCACCGUUGAGAAGCGAGAUAAUAACAGUCCAGAGGUGUCGAAGAGACAUAAUAAAAGGGGACUGGUUGGUCUAGGAUAUGGCUUCCAACAAGAUCAUCCGGAACAAGUAGGACAAAUUUAUGGUCAUCCAGAACCGGCGCCCAUUUAUGAAGAACCACAUCCAGAUAAUUUACAUCACGUACCUGGACAUUUUGAACCAGCACCGGCAUUGCACUCAGCACCAUUUUUGGCACAUCCCGUUGGAGCAGCUCCUCUACCAGUUCCAGUUCCAGCUCCUGUUCCAGCUUUGCCAGCUCCUGUUCCUGUUCCGGUUCCUGUAACGAAGACGGUAGCAGUGCCAGUGCCAGUUCCGGUGGAUCGUGCUGUUGCAGUACCAGUUGCUGUUCCAGUCCCGAAACCAUAUCCUGUCCAUGUUGAAAAAAUCGUCCAUGUAGAUCGUCCAAUACCGGUCCCAGUCGAAAAGACAAUUCACGUUCCAGUCGACAGACCAGUCGCAGUUCCGGUUCCAGUUCCAAAACCUUAUCCAGUUGCUUAUGAAAAGUUGGUUCAUGUAGAUCGACCUUAUCCAGUUCACGUGGCGGUACCUUAUCAAGUUCCCAAACCGUAUCCCGUACCUGUUGCAGUGCAUGCACGUUACAAAUGGCACGGCUGGUAA